AUGUCUGGGGUGGAGGUGCUGGGCUCCCAGGAACCCGAAGGCACUGGGACAUGCAUGGAGGAUGUCCCCUCCAUUAAGGAAAUUGAGCAGCUCCUGAACACUGGGCGGCCCUCUUGCAACCAUGUUGAUGAAGUAUGGCCUAAUCUCUUCUUAGGAGACCUAGUAACAGCUCACAACAGAUUUGUUCUCUGGAAGAUGGGUGUGACCCAUGUUUUAAAUGCUGCUCAUGGCACAUCAUACAGCCACGGAGGCCAGGACUUCUAUGGAGCCACCAUUGAUUAUUACGGUGUACCAGCCCAUGACCUCCCAAGCUUUGAUAUAAGCCAGUUCUUUUUCUCUGCAGCACAAUUUAUCCAUAAUGCCUUGAACACACCAGGAGCUAAAAUUUUGGUCCAUUGUGCAGUUGGAGUAAGCAGGUCAGCUUCCCUCGUCCUGGCAUACCUCAUGAUAAAUCACCACCUCCCGUUGGUUGAAGCCAUCAAAACAGUGAAAGAACAUCGAUGGAUUUCACCCAAUCGUGGCUUUCUGAAACACCUGCGAAAUUUGGACGUUCAGCUACGGCAAAAGAAGGACUGCUGAAAGAGCAAAACCAUUUACAUUCACUUCUCUCAGUUUCAACCUUCAUAGUCGUUGUGCACAUACAGCUU
Molecule: messenger RNA, 647 nt
Organism: Melopsittacus undulatus (budgerigar)
Lineage: Eukaryota; Metazoa; Chordata; Aves; Psittaciformes; Psittaculidae
Gene: DUSP13A
Product: dual specificity phosphatase 13A
Exons: 3
Coding region: 1-579 (192 amino acids)
Biological process (GO): protein dephosphorylation; negative regulation of MAPK cascade
Cellular component (GO): cytoplasm
Molecular function (GO): MAP kinase phosphatase activity; protein tyrosine/serine/threonine phosphatase activity
Source: RefSeq, a predicted model, not a curated record